This is a messenger RNA of Nilaparvata lugens (brown planthopper), 1540 nucleotides long. Its product is annotated as trypsin alpha-3. The transcript has 6 exons. Lineage: Eukaryota; Metazoa; Arthropoda; Insecta; Hemiptera; Delphacidae. Bases 284 to 1066 code for a protein of 260 amino acids. The record is from RefSeq and is a predicted model, not a curated record. Gene Ontology annotation, molecular function: serine-type endopeptidase activity. Gene Ontology annotation, biological process: proteolysis.
UCAAUUUUCAAGCGAUUCUCUUCUAUUUAGAGACAAAAAAGGAGAAAGAAACAAAAAAGUUGAAUUGAACAUAUAAGUAUAUUUCUCAUGCAAUAAUCGUCCUUGAUACGUUAUUAACACUCAGAUAACACACUAGCCACUUCAAAAUAUUCUGAUAUGAAUUGAGAAUCACGGAAAUUGAAAAAGAUGCUCAAAAAAGAGAGAAAGAUAUUCUGUAGUGGAAAACUUCAAUCAGAGAUACGAAUAAUAGAAGGCAACAGCAGUUGGUGUAUUAUUGACAACAAUGAAACAUUUUCUUGUUUUUAUUCUAUUAGCAGUUGCUUCAUGCACGGAGUCACAAAUUAUUAAAAAAGAGGAGGAACAUGAGAGCUCCAUAGUGGAAGCUAAUGAUGUUAGAAUACAAGGAGGGGUGGCAGCUGGUAUUACUAAAUUCCCCUACAUGAUUUCAGUUCGAAGUACCAGUGGCAUACGCGGAGCAGCAGUAAUAAUAAAUAAAAACUGGGGUCUGACUGCGGGCUUCAUUUUUCACAAUUACGUAAAUGGAACUUUAACAUUCCGAACAGGAAGUUCACAGCAAAACAAAGGUAAAGUACUGAAAGUUGGCAAAUAUUUUGAUCAUCCCAAGUACGAAGGAGGAUGGACAGACGACCUGACUAUUUUCAAGUUCACAAAGCCCCUAACCAUAUCAAACACCAUCAGGCCAAUAAGUAUUGCUUCUUCGCUGCCAGCAAAUGGUACAAUGGUAACAGUGAGUGGAUGGGGAGACGAAGAGUGGGUCAAGGAAUCUGGAACAACGCAAUUGAGGGCAGUGAAGGUGAAGUACACUGACACAAAAACAUGUCAACCCCUCUACUACCAGGACGAUAUUGACGACGGCAAUUUCUGUACAUUAACACCAGACAAAUCUCCCUGCGCGUUUGACUGGGGUGCACCUGUAGUGCAUGAGAAAGCCCUGAUUGGAAUCUAUGUGGGCGGAGAGGACUGCGGCAGUCUUACAAAGCCGCCCCUCUAUUUGGACUUGACCAGAUACAGGAAAUGGGUCCUCGAUACCAUUAAGAGAAACUGAUGUCAAAUUUUUGUAAAGUUGGUUAAGAGAUUACUAUGGACUAUAAAAAUAUGCAGAUGAAAUCAUUUUGUUCAUAAUAGGAUGGAACAAUAUAAAAUAACUUUAUGACCUGAAAUAUCAUAAUAUAAUAAAUAUCAUGGAAGUAAAUCAUUUAUACUUUCAUUGCAGUAAUUUAAUUAUAUGACUAAGAGAUUUGAUAAAAGCCCUGAUCUGAGCUACUGCAUUUCAAAUAUUGAUAUUCUAACUUCUAUAAAUGUACUUUUGGAAGAAUAUACUUUUCACAAAUAAAUUGGUUUUUAUUACCAAUUCACCACUUCACGAGGAUGCAGAGUGCCCUUCGAGAAAGCUUCGACUGAACUUCAACUCAGCGACCAUCCUGACGUUUGCUGCCUACUAAGGCAAUUUCUAAGCUGUUCUGCUGCACUAGAUAACCAUACAAAAACUAAUUGUUAUAAUGUAUAUCUUUGUAACUCA